This is a messenger RNA of Notothenia coriiceps (black rockcod), 1671 nucleotides long. It is a transcript of the gene tmem119b, whose product is annotated as transmembrane protein 119b. Gene Ontology annotation, biological process: positive regulation of bone mineralization; positive regulation of osteoblast proliferation; ossification. Bases 306 to 1163 code for a protein of 285 amino acids. Lineage: Eukaryota; Metazoa; Chordata; Actinopteri; Perciformes; Nototheniidae. The record is from RefSeq and is a predicted model, not a curated record. The transcript has 2 exons. Gene Ontology annotation, cellular component: plasma membrane.
GCCCCCACAGCACUUUAUAAACUCCUACCUAACGAGAACAAUCUGUGUGAAGGCCGCAGAGCUCAGACACUCACUGGGAGGCUGAAGGGGGAGGAGAACAGUGGAGAGGCACUAUCCAGACAAACCUCCAGCCUGAAAUCUGAAACUACAGAAGUGGCGUGGCUCGCCGAGCAUUUGCAACUCUUUGCCGUGCUGUCUGUCCCUCACAGUUUAUUUUUUCCAGACCGGUUUCACACAUCAUCCCUCAGAGGGGAUUCCAACAGAGAGACUUCUCCUGCCACAGUGGAUAAUCCUGAGGGGAAACCAUGCUCCCGAUGGCCCUUCAUCUAUUCGGUCUCUGCGUGGUGUUUUGCAUCAGCAGCAGCUUGGCCAACCCAUUCACUUUGUACAGUCCUCUAGAAGGAAGUACAGAUGAGGAAGAAAUCAGUAUCUCAACUUCCUCUCUGCCCACUGGCCACCUUUCCUCUGAGUAUCAAACCACUGGCCACCUUUCCUCCGAGUACCAGACCACACCUGUUGGCCCCGUCCAUGUGGAAACUGACUUUCUGACUCAAGCUGUGGACUUUCUGCUGCAGAACAUGCUCCUUAUACUUGUUGGAGGCUCCUUCAUCCUUCUUGUCCUCCUCAUUAUUUGUGGAGCAAUCAUAAUGACCCGCAAGCGCAAAGUCAAUGCCUACUACCCGUCCGCCUUCCCCUCAAAAAUGUACGUGGACCACAUGGACAAAACCGGAGGAGCUAAGAUCUUUGAUGAAGUGCCAGAAAAACCCGUACCUGAGCAGGAAAGUGAGCCAGUGGACUCUCACAAGCAGCUCCAGGCGGACAUCAUGAUGGCUGCCAAGAGGCUGCGUACACCAAAUAAAGGUGUCGAUGCUGCAGAGGGAGGAGAACCUAGUGAGAAAGUAGCAGACCAGAGUCCUGAGGAUAGCUCUCAGGCAGAUGGCAGUAUCCUGGAGGAGCUACUUCCAACUCUCCCUGAGGAGAAGGAGCUGUGUGAGCUUUCUGACAGUGAAGCAGCUGCAGGAGGAGGCCCUGAGACGAAUCCUCCAGAAGAAGAGGAUCCACUGGAGCCUUUGACUGGCAGGGGUCUCCGGCCAUCCUCUAUGAUUAUCCACAAUGACUCGGCUUCACUUCAGCUGAUCGCAGGAGAGAAAACUGCCUUCUGAAUAUUCUGAAAACUGACAUUAAAGCUUUGACUCCAGGAAUGACAAUCACUCAACUUAAACAUCACAUUUUCAUUCAGCCAUUUUUGCAUUAUUGUAUGUUAAUAUUAAGUGCAGGGAAGGUGCACACUGAAGGCUGUUGCUUUGCUCAGAUUGACUGAACUACAUUAAAAUCAGGUUCAGAGCAAUUCGCUAAGCACGUGUAUAAUAACUUAAACAAUGUACUUCUGCAAAAGUAUUGAAAAAUCAGUACAUACAUGUUUAAAAUGAGACCGGUAAAGAAAACCACUUCUCAAAAAAUAGGUUUUGGUUUCAAGAUACUUUUAUUGCAGACUGUCAAGGAAGGAUUACUAAACCACCACAAAUAACACUUAAAACAAAUGGACCCUUUCAUUGUUUCAAGCCACUUUACUUUAUUGCAUAUCAAAAGGUCAGUGCUUAGGGUGCAUAUAGGAUACAGCUCUUAGCUUUCAUCAUUAUCUCCAUCACACCCCAAACACAAUCCCAAAAA